AUGUGUCGUCGACCCUCGAGCGGGUCAAGGUCCUCUCCUGGCAAUAUCCUGUGCGACAAAUUCGCCACCUCUACGCUAUACGGCUACACUCCGCCUCCUGCGCUCCAUUGGGUUUACCGCAGCGAGAGGAUUCUACAGGAGCUCCACGAGAGGGAUGCGGAUAUCUUGUGCCUGCAAGAAAUCGCGACCGAUGUCUUCCGCGACUUCUUCAGUCCGGAACUGGCGCAGGACGGCUAUAAGGGGGUGCACUGGCCGAGGCCUAAGGCCAAGACGAUGGCUGAGAAGGACGCCCAAGCCGUCGACGGUUGCGCCGUCUUCUACAAAUCCAGCAAGUGGAUCCUGCUCGACAAGCAACUCCUCGACUACGCCAACAUUGCCAUCAAUCGUCCAGACAUGAAGAACCAGCACGACAUCUUCAACCGGACAGCCAUCAUGAUGGAAAACAUUACGAGACUCGCCGAGAAAUACUCGAGGUGGCCUGCUCUCAAGGACAAGAAAAUGAUCCAGCUGCCGCUCGAAAGAAGGGGGAGCAGCGCGCCGACGUGCCCGAACCCGGGCCGUCACAAGAAUACCGCAACAACACCGACAUUCCACUGGUCGUCUGCGGGUGACUAUAACUCCACAUACGACAGCAGCGUGUACGAACUGCUCUCCAUGGGCCGCGUCGCCCCGAACCACAGCGACUUUGGCGACCAUCAGUACGGCAGCUUCACGCGCGACGGCAUCGAGCACCCCUUCAGCAUGCGCUCCGCCUACGUCCACCUAAAGGGCACUCCCGAGGACCUGCCCUUCACCAACUACGUCCCCGGCUUCGCCGAGGUGAUCGAUUACAUUUGGUACUCGACUAACACGCUCGAAGUCGUCAGCUUGCUCGGACCUCCGGACCGCGACCACCUCAAGCGCGUCCCCGGGUUCCCGAAUUACCACUUCCCCGCGGACCAUAUCCAGAUCAUGGCUGAGCUCGUCAUCAAGGCGAGGAAGGACAAGAAGAUGGUUCAGGAACCUGAUUUUGGCUCAGGGAGCGGUGAUCGGAGGGGCUGA
Chaetomium globosum CBS 148.51 is the source of this 1041-nucleotide messenger RNA. RefSeq lists its product as uncharacterized. The transcript is spliced from 2 exons. Gene Ontology annotation, biological process: nuclear-transcribed mRNA poly(A) tail shortening. NCBI's taxonomy places the organism in Eukaryota, Fungi, Ascomycota, Sordariomycetes, Sordariales, Chaetomiaceae. Gene Ontology annotation, cellular component: cytoplasm; CCR4-NOT complex; nucleus. Gene Ontology annotation, molecular function: poly(A)-specific ribonuclease activity. The record is from RefSeq and is a predicted model, not a curated record. The coding region runs from base 1 to 1041 and encodes 346 amino acids.